AUGGCGGGCGGUGCAGUGAUGGCGCCUGGUGCGUCGAAGGCUUACCCCGGGAAGAUGACUCUCUACGUCUUCGUCACCUGCCUCGUGGCCUCCUCUGGUGGCCUCAUCUUUGGUUACGAUAUUGGAAUCUCCGGGGGGAUCACGUCGAUGGAUACGUUCCUGCAGAAAUUCUUCCCCAAGGUGUACUAUAAGGAGAAGCAUACACUGAGCAGGAACCAGUACUGCGAGUUCGACAGCCAGCUCCUGACGACCUUCACGUCUUCGCUCUACCUGGCCGCGUUGGUCGCCUCCUUCUUCGCCUCCGCCGUAACGAGGGCCUUCGGAAGAAGGAUCUCCAUGUUGGGCGGAGGAAUCAUCUUCCUUGGUGGCGCCGCAAUCAAUGGCGGCGCUAAGGACGUGGCUAUGCUUAUCAUAGGUCGCAUCCUUCUUGGUAUUGGCGUUGGAUUCGCCAGCCAGUCCGUUCCGCUCUACCUCUCGGAGAUGGCUCCGGCAAAGCUCCGCGGCAUGCUCAACAUUGCCUUCCAGCUUAUGAUCACCAUUGGCAUCUUCAUCGCCAACGUGGUGAACUAUGCCACCAACAAGAUCGAGGGCGGGUGGGGUUGGCGCCUCGGCCUGGGUCUUGCCGCCGUACCAGCCAUCAUCAUCACCGUCGGCUCCCUCUUCCUCCCCGAUACCCCCAACUCGCUGAUCGAGCGUGGCCACAACGAGCAAGCCAUGUCCAUGCUUCGAAAGAUCCGUGGAACCGAUGACAUCAAAGCCGAGUACGACGACCUCGUCGCGGCCAGCGAAGACUCCCAACUCGUCAAGCAUCCAUGGAGCACCCUGUUGCAGAGAAAAUACAGGCCGCAGCUGUGCAUGUCCUUAUUAAUCCCCACCUUCCAGCAGCUCACUGGCAUCAACGUCGUCAUGUUCUACGCUCCCGUCUUGUUCAAGACCCUCGGUUUCGGCGACGACGCCUCCUUGAUGUCCGCCGUCAUCACGGGAUUGGUCAACGUCGUUGCCACUUUCGUUUCGAUCAUCACCGUUGACAAAGUUGGCCGCCGUGCUCUCUUUCUCCAGGGUGGUGUUCAGAUGGUUAUCUCUCAGAUCCUUGUGGGCACUUUGAUCGGGAUCAAGUUCGGCGCAAACGGGCAGGGAGAGAUAACGAAGACGUACGCCGUCUUGGUGGUUGUCUGCAUCUGCGUCUUCGUCACAGCCUUCGCCUGGUCUUGGGGUCCCCUGGGAUGGCUGGUGCCCAGCGAGAUCUUCCCGCUGGAGAUCAGAUCAGCCGCGCAAAGUAUCAAUGUGUCGGUGAACAUGUUGUUCACCUUCGUGGUGGCCCAGAUCUUCCUGCCAUUGCUCUGCCACCUCAAGUUUGGGCUCUUCUACUUCUUUGCUGCAUGGGAGGUGGCCAUGACCAUCUUCAUCGCCUUGUUCCUUCCCGAGACCAAGAACAUGCCGAUCGAAGAGAUGAGUCUGGUGUGGAAGGAGCAUUGGUUCUGGUCCAGAUUCGUCAACAAUGAUACCGACAUGGAGGCGGCACGAAGAAACCGAGGGUAAUCCAUCCAUCAAUCCAUCCAGCCAUGUUCGCAUCAGUCUUUGCUUUUGAGUCAACAGCGUUCUUAGGGUUUGCAGUCCGGUUUAGUUAAGUCAUCGUCCGCCGAAAUAACUUGUAUCUAGUGGAGAUUU
Messenger RNA from Musa acuminata subsp. malaccensis (wild Malaysian banana), 1668 nucleotides. Its product is annotated as sugar transport protein MST8-like. Gene Ontology annotation, molecular function: monosaccharide transmembrane transporter activity. Gene Ontology annotation, cellular component: membrane. NCBI's taxonomy places the organism in Eukaryota, Viridiplantae, Streptophyta, Magnoliopsida, Zingiberales, Musaceae. Gene Ontology annotation, biological process: monosaccharide transmembrane transport. The record is from RefSeq and is a predicted model, not a curated record.